This is a messenger RNA of Lasiosphaeria miniovina, 714 nucleotides long. RefSeq lists its product as uncharacterized. The transcript is spliced from 2 exons. Lineage: Eukaryota; Fungi; Ascomycota; Sordariomycetes; Sordariales; Lasiosphaeriaceae. The record is from RefSeq and is a predicted model, not a curated record. Bases 1 to 714 code for a protein of 237 amino acids.
AUGAUGGAGAUAUGGAACCAUGACUUUUUUCUUCUUGGCGAGGCAAAGCUCGGCGGCAUGUUCACUUGUUUUGGCCUUAUCCCUGGCGCUUUCUACCUAACGCCGAAUAUGGGUGCGGACGACCAUACCGAAGGCAUUUUACAUCGUAGUAUUUUGGGCAUCAAUAACAACAUCCCCAUUGAGUUCGUCCCCCCUCAAGAUAGUGGCGUUAGCCCAAGCAAACGCCGCUACCAGCAACGGAGCUCGGGGGAGGAUUCGGUUCGCUCGACCGAUUCGGGUGACGUCGAUUACGGUCACGGAUUUAUCUUUGCCCAAUUGGGGCCUCUCUACGCCUUCACUGGGCCCCGUGACUGGGUAGAAGGGCGAAAAUUCAUGACCUAUAACGAUACUAUCGAGAUGGGAUACUGGACUGCCACCGGUUUUGGCGUUGUGACAGAAAUCGACAAGAACGGCCAUUUUGGCCCAAUAACGCGCACUCACAAACCCGUCUUCGACCAGGAAACAAUGCAGCAGCUCCCGGAGAUAGGUCGCCUGGUUGAAGGAUGCACGACGACCUUCACAGUAGCAAAGAUUGCCGAGAACCUAGGGCAGUUAGGAGCAAGGAAGAGCUUCAAAAUCGACCUCAAGGAGUUCGAUGAGCGACAGCUGGUACGGGUGAAGACAUUGGCGGCCGGGCAGGGUCUACAUCUUAUACGACAGUUCAUCAAGGAAUAG